AUGGCGUCAAGCGGAGGGCAAGUUGGCGGCGUAUUCGACCACCACGUCCAAAGGGCUGUGUGCGACUCGAGAGCCAAGUAUCGGGAGGGCCGACGGCCUCGCGCUGUGAAGGUAUACACAAUCAACUUGGAGUCUUGGUACUUAUUAAUACAAGGAGUUCCUGCAGUGGGAGCAAUGAAGGAAUUAGUUGAGCGAUUUGCUCUAUAUGGUGCAAUUGAACAGUACAAUGCUCUAGACGAAUACCCAGCAGAAGACUUUACAGAGGUUUAUCUUAUUAAAUUUCUCAAUUUACAGAGCGCAAGGAUAGCCAAGAAAAAAAUGGAUGAACAGAGUUUCUUUGGCGGGUUGCUUCAUGUGUGCUAUGCUCCAGAAUUUGAAACAGUUGAAGAAACCAGAAAAAAAUUACAAGAGAGGAAUGCUUAUGUAGCAAGAAUGACUAAAAAUAAAGAUCAUUACGUGACAAAGAAGCAUAAAGAUGCAAAAGAUUUUAGAGGGGACUUCCAUUCAAAGACAUCUAGAUUUCCUGCAGCCUCUCUGAAGACUUCUACUGGGAACUCAGAUCUUUGUCUUCCUUAUUCUUCUGAGUUGCCUUUGUGUUAUUUCUCCCCCAAGUGUACAUGUUCAUCAGGAGAACAUGUAGACAGACCAUCAGACUCCUCUCAGGAUGGUAGAAACUCUGAUGAAACCCUGGGGCAUUGUGACCACUGUGACUCUCUGCAGAAGAUGCAAAUGAAAACUUCACAAAAUUCCUUGGCCCGCCGUGGUGUACAGAAGGCUCUUACUCCUUCAGAGGCAGUUGACCGGUUUAUGCCUAGGACAACACAACUGCAGGAGCGGAAGAGAAGAAGAGAAGAUGACUGUAAACGUGAAACUCUUCUUGAAGCGUGCACAAGUGGUAACGAGGUUAUGAUCGGCCCUCAGUUACCAGUCAUUCCUAAAGUGGACAUGCAUGAUGACUCCUUGAAUACAACAGCAAAUUUAAUUAGGAAUAAACUUAAAGAGGUAAUUUCAUCUGUGCCAAAGCCUCCAGAGGACAAAAUGGAAGAUGUGCCUAGAAGUCGUCCUUUAAAACAAAGAAGGAGGAUAUAA
Messenger RNA from Rangifer tarandus platyrhynchus (Svalbard reindeer), 1089 nucleotides. Lineage: Eukaryota; Metazoa; Chordata; Mammalia; Artiodactyla; Cervidae. The record is from the annotation of a GenBank genome assembly.